CUGGCCUCCAGCGACAAGGCGCGUUCCCGAAAGCGGCGAAGACAAGCAGUGGAGGUGAUUCAAAAGCAGUUCCUUAUAAAAUUAAUAUAGUAACUUGUAAGUCAGAGUGAACAUGUCUGAAGAGAAGCCAAAGGAUCCUGUUAAAACCGAGAAUGACCACAUUAACUUGAAGGUGGCUGGACAGGAUGGCUCUGUUGUCCAGUUUAAAAUUAAAAGGCACACUCCCCUCAGCAAACUAAUGAAAGCAUACUGUGAAAGACAGGGUUUGUCAAUGAGGCAAAUUAGAUUCAGGUUUGACGGUCAACCAAUCAAUGAAACCGAUACACCUGCACAGCUUGAGAUGGAAGAUGAAGACACUAUUGAUGUAUUUCAGCAGCAGACCGGUGGCACGUGUUAAAGCUACAUCUCCCUUCCAGGGGACUGCGGACCUUGAUCAGACCCACUUUCCUAAGCUCUCUGAAAUAUUUUUCUGAAAUUUCAAUUUCAGAAAAAUAUCUGAAAAGGGCAUUUGCAGUUAUUGUUUUUAAUCCCUGGGUGAUCAUGGAUACCUGAUUUGGGUCUGGUUUGGCCAUGAUUUGCUAGCAGAUAAAAAAAAAAAAAAAACUUUGUAUAAGAGGAGGGAGGGGGGACACUUAGAAUUUACAUUUUAAAAUGGGAACCAAGACCGGGGGAAGGGGGGUACAAUUGAUGAUUUAAAUUGCUAUCGUGAUGCAUUUACAAGGUACAGACUUCCCCUUAAGCCCUAUACUUUUGUAAGGGUUGACGCCAAAACAGGUUAUUGUUCCAGCAACGUUCUAAAAUGUGGUUUUUGAAAGCCCACGUAGAAGGCAGUGUUUUAGAUUGUGGGUAGUCUGUAAUAAUUUCAGGGUGCAGUACUUUUUAAAACUUCCGGUGUUUCUGUAGUGCUUCACUGGAACAAUAACCAUAUACAGAAAGAUGAAGUGUAUAGCGGCAUUAGGGAUGCCGGAACAACACAUAGUCUAAUGUUGCUUUUCCUCAUGACGAGCUUGCUAAAAAAGAAUAAGAGAAUUCGUGUUUAAUGUUCUCUUUUAAAAAAAAAAAAAUAAAUAAAUAAAUAAUUUAAAAAAGGGGUCUGCAUUUUGAUAUCAAACCUGAUCAAGAGAUUUUUUUUUUGUGUGUGUGAGGAGGGUGACAUGUAUAAAGCAAAACAAUAAAAAGCCCCAUGUUUUAGACUGAGAUGGAUGUGUUUUUUUUCUCCUUAUUCCUUACCUGUAUUGUGGCAAAUAAGUGGGUAUUUACUCUGCUUUGGCUGCAUAAGGGCACCUCUAUAUUAACACGACUGUCCUGGUUCAAAAGAAAGCUUUACCAGUAGCUUGCAAUCUUGUUAACUUGUUCCUGCAUUUUCUUUUUCAUCAGGGUAAAAAAUUCCACUGAUUCUGUAAUGUUUCUCUACUGAUUUGUACAUUUAUUUGUUGUUCUUUACUACUGUAAACAAUAAAUAUAGUUUGGUACUCA
Molecule: messenger RNA, 1476 nt
Organism: Polyodon spathula (Mississippi paddlefish)
Lineage: Eukaryota; Metazoa; Chordata; Actinopteri; Acipenseriformes; Polyodontidae
Product: small ubiquitin-related modifier 3
Exons: 4
Coding region: 113-397 (94 amino acids)
Biological process (GO): protein sumoylation
Cellular component (GO): nucleus
Molecular function (GO): protein tag activity; ubiquitin-like protein ligase binding
Source: RefSeq, a predicted model, not a curated record